AUGAAAAUUGCAGUUCUGGGCGGUGACGGAUUUGUCGGCUGGCCGACCGCGCUUCACCUGUCGGCCAAGGGCCAUGACGUCCACAUCAUCGACAAUCUGUCGCGCCGCUGGAUCGACACCGAACUGGGCGUGCAGUCGCUGACGCCGAUGGAUUCGAUCCAGGAGCGCACCCGCAUCUGGCACGCCGAGACCGGCCGCCGCAUCCAUUUCCACCUGAUCGAUCUGGCCCGCGACUAUGACGUGCUCAAGGGCUGGCUCGCCGAGCACCGCCCGGACGCGAUCGUCCAUUUCGCCGAACAGCGCGCCGCGCCCUAUUCGAUGAAGACCGACCGGCACAAGAACUACACGGUCAACAACAACGUCAACGCCACGCACAAUCUGCUCAACGCGAUCGUCGAGAUCGGCAUCGAUCCGCAUCUGGUGCAUCUGGGCACGAUGGGCGUCUAUGGCUAUUCGACCAUCGGUGCGGCAAUCCCCGAGGGUUAUCUGCCGGUCGGCAUCGAGACGAUGGACGGCGAUACGGUCACCCAGGACAUCCUCUAUCCGGCGAACCCCGGCUCAAUCUACCACAUGACCAAGUGUCUCGAUCAGUUGCUGUUCCAGUUCUAUGCCAAGAAUGACGGGUUGCGGAUCACCGACCUGCACCAGGGCAUCGUCUGGGGCACGCACACCGCCGAGACGAAGCUGCAUCCGCAGCUGAUCAACCGGUUCGACUAUGACGGCGAUUAUGGCACGGUGCUCAACCGCUUCCUGAUCCAGGCGGCGAUCGGCCAUCCGCUGACCGUGCACGGCACCGGCGGGCAGACGCGUGCCUUCAUCCACAUCCAGGAUUCGGUGCGCUGCAUCGAGCUGGCGCUUUCCGACGCGCCGGCCAAGGGCGACAAGGUCAAGAUCUUCAACCAGAUGACCGAGACGCACCGGGUGCGCGAUCUGGCCGAAAUGAUUGCCAGGAUGACCGGCGCGAAGAUCGCUUUCCUGCCCAACCCGCGCAAGGAAGCCGCCGAGAACGAGCUUGUCGUCAAAAACGAGCAGUUUCUGGCGCUCGGCCUCGAGCCGAUCACGCUCGCCGAAGGACUGCUCGAAGAGGUCGUCGAUGUGGCCAAGAAGUUCGCCUACCGCGUCGACCGGUCGCGCGUGCCGGCGGUUUCGGCCUGGACCAAGGACAUCGCCAAGACCGUCGAGACCGACCCCGAGGGCAAGCGCCUGAAAAGCGUGUCCUGA
Messenger RNA from Effrenium voratum, 1221 nucleotides. Lineage: Eukaryota; Dinophyceae; Suessiales; Symbiodiniaceae. The record is from the annotation of a GenBank genome assembly.